Messenger RNA from Talaromyces rugulosus, 960 nucleotides. RefSeq lists its product as uncharacterized. Gene Ontology annotation, cellular component: endomembrane system; plasma membrane; SNARE complex. The coding region runs from base 1 to 960 and encodes 319 amino acids. The record is from RefSeq and is a predicted model, not a curated record. NCBI's taxonomy places the organism in Eukaryota, Fungi, Ascomycota, Eurotiomycetes, Eurotiales, Trichocomaceae. The transcript is spliced from 5 exons. Gene Ontology annotation, biological process: intracellular protein transport; vesicle fusion; exocytosis. Gene Ontology annotation, molecular function: SNARE binding; SNAP receptor activity.
AUGAGUUACCAGCAAGGUGGUGGCUACGGCCAAUACAACCCCUACGAGCAGCAGAGCAACCCCUACCAGCAGCAACAACAACAACCCGCAGCGCAGCCAAGCUACGGCGCCCCCGCACCCACUCGCUAUGGUGAUGUCGAGCAGGGAAAUGGCAACUAUGAAAUGGGCUCCGUCAACAACACCACCAACAUCCUCAACAAGUGCCGCGAAAUCAACGAUGGCAUCCAGGAGCUCCGAACAAAGAGAGAGGGCCGACUAGCGCAGGCGCAACACGAGCUUCUUGAUUCCAGCACCGGCAAGGAGGACAAGGCUGCCCGCCAGAACCUGGACUACGUUGAAGACGACAUCAACAACACUCUUCGCUACCUUCGCGACCUCCUGAAGAAGAUCAAGCAGACCCCCGGCUCCGGCGACUCGCGCGUCCAGACCCAGAUCGACGUGACCAGCCGCAAUCUGCGCAAGGAAAUCGAGCAGUACCAGAAAGCCCAGUCGGAAUUCCAGAAGCGUCUCCAAGAACAAGUGCGCCGACGAUACGAAAUUGCCAACCCUGACGCGACCCCAGAGCAGGUCGACCAAGGCGUUCAGAAUGUGCUGUUGGGUCAAGAGCAGACCUUCCAGUCAACCGGACUGCGAACCCGCCAGGCCAACGAUGCCCGACAGGCCGCUUUGGAACGAUCCACUGCGAUCCGAAAGAUCGAGCAAGAUAUGAUCGAGUUGGCUCGCCUGUACCAGGAAGUUGCCGAAUUGGUUCAGCAACAAGAGCCUGCUGUUGAACAAAUCAACACAGGUGCACAUGACGUCGUGGAAAAUGUCGACAAUGCCAACAAGCAGAUUGACAGUGCCAUUGUCAGUGCCCGAAACGCCAGAAAGUGGAAGUGGUACAUCCUGCUUGUGAUCCUUAUCAUCAUCAUCAUUGUCGUCGUUGUCGCCGUUGUUGUUACCGAGGUCAACAAAAAGUAA